Protomyces lactucae-debilis is the source of this 2208-nucleotide messenger RNA. RefSeq lists its product as uncharacterized. The record is from RefSeq and is a predicted model, not a curated record. NCBI's taxonomy places the organism in Eukaryota, Fungi, Ascomycota, Taphrinomycetes, Taphrinales, Protomycetaceae. The transcript has a single exon. Bases 447 to 2069 code for a protein of 540 amino acids.
CGGAAGCCUGAGGAGCACGGUGCUUUUGUCGUUGGCCGUCACAAAGAGCUCUGGAAAGACUCUCUGCGCCUUUUGAAGAGGGAUUUAGAAGCACGCGGGUUCUUCGUUCGCAAGCUGUGCUUCCAAGAGGAACUCAUUCGCUUCGGAGACGGAAGAUUCGCUCGGGGAAUUGGUCUUGAGUGGUCCCUGGAAUGCCGCACAUGACUCCUGUUUCAAGUACUGUUCUUUGAUGUGCACCUGUGCGCUGACACUACAAUUUGGUCUCAUCUAGGCGAGUGCGCUUGGACCUUCCUUCUGACAUGACGUGCUCCUCGAGUUUCGAGGAUCCCUGAAUCUCAAACUUGUGCGACAUGAUUGUCGCCUCUUGAUCAGUAGAACUACAAGGCCAUGCCGCGCAAUUGCUUCAUUUCGACAUCUGACAGACAUCCUCUAAGCGAUCUUCAAUCAUGCGAGCCAAGCGAGCCUUUAUGUUGUUGCACUUGUGCGGACUAACUUGUGCGCUGCCAGUACCGACGUACGGCAGCCUUGCACGAUCCAAAUUAUUCGAUUCCACAAGCUCCUCUGCUGCAGUGCUAGGCAAUCUUUUGAGCAAGGCACUUGAGCCGCCCUCGAACACUAUUGCAAAGUUGCUCGACAUGCUCGCCCCUUUGUCGGCGGCAAGCAAGUCUCCGUCGGCCCAAACGAAAGCCUUCAACAGUAACAAAGUCGCGGAUGCGACUGGUUCAGGUGCUGCUGCAGCUGCUGCUCUAUCAGAAGUCAAUGAUGACCGCAACACUAUCGUCAUUCCAGUCAUUGCGUCCGUUGACCAGAAUGGUGUAGCCACAGCCAGAGCGCUCAACGGCAUUGAGAUUCCGAAUCGCGCAACACCAGGUGGCUCCAAGCCUGUGGCCGUACAGGCACAACAACCUCAACCCCAGCCUCAGCCAGUGCCAAGUCGUGUUCCAGCCACUAAGGCGAGCUUCAGUCCUGUGCCUCAAAAGGCUGUGCCCCCUGCUAACGCGGUCGGCAUCGAUGGAAUAUUGGCAUCUGCCACUGCCCCUAGUUCAGUUGAUGAUGGAGAUGAUGGAGAUGAUGCGGCAGGAGCACUUCAAACAGCUGGACCAAUCAAUGCGCCAAGUACUCCAAACGUCGCUGCCGGUGCACCGAGCCUGGCGGAUGUGGCAGCUUCUAAUGGGUUCGCUAUUGUUCCCGUCAAGGCUGGCGAUGUGACAGGCAUUGCUUUUAUUCCCAUGUCAUCAGGCAAUACACAAAGUUCUGCGUCGUCAACGCAGAGUGCUCCGCUGACUGUCGGUCUGGCAGCUCAGCCGAAAGCCUUGAUUGGCAAUGCCACGGCUAAGGCUGCUGAAGGUCCGAAUGUCGGGACACCGCAAACAGGCUCGCAGAGCCCGACUACUCUUGAGAAUGGCUCUCGAGUCUUGAACAAGACUCCACUUGGGUCUGGCCACAUGGGCACAGGUGUUAGCGAUGCGCGCCGACAGGGCGCUGUGAACCCGGUCGGUUCUUUGAAGGACUCAAAUGAUUUGAUUGAGACUGGAAUUCCCGCUGCCAUCCCUUCCUCAGCGGCUGCGCGCAGAAACAAUGUUUUCGGAGAUCCUGCCUCUACCAGCAAUGUCAUCGUCGAUGGCAAUACCGGCGCAAUGUUUGAUGAUGGAUCACCCUUUGUCACUGUGGUCGGCAGCAACAAUGGCCUGCUUGGAUCACAAGGUGUUUCACCGAAUAUAUUUCCAGCGAACGGCAAUGCUCAACCAGGCCUUGCAGGGUUUUCGAAUCCGCUAGCCGCUACAGAUCAAUUUUCAGGGUCUGGGGGGCAAGUACUGGACCCGACGUCCAAUGGCUUCACAAAUGGCAUCUCGCAGUCUGGCGUUGGCUUGCCUGCUGGUCAGACCGGAUCUGGGUCGUCCAAUCCUGGCCUCUCCAACCAGCCGUUUGCUUCUAGCCAGACAAAUAACCCUGCGCUUGCCAAUGGCAAUCAAAUAGCUGGGCAGGCGGCUACAAGCUCUUCAAUUAUUCCCGGGCAGCCGAUCAUUCCAGUGGGACAGAACGGCUUCAACACUGGUCUAUUUGCAUAGCUUUGCCUCGUCUCAAGUUAUCUUUACAAGCGAAUACGUUUCAUCCCUGAACCGCGUUCCACUGUGGCUGUCGCAAUCCGCCAUCACGGCUGGACGCUUGAAGCACCUUGUGUUUGACACUUCCCCCAAACCGUUGAGA